AAAAAGGAAAAAAAGAGAAACCAAUUUGGAUUAGGGCUAAAGUUUUGGUUAUAUAUAGACAGUGGACGACACGAUCUCACUUGAUUUCUAAAACUAACCAUGGCGGAUCAUAACACUCCCUCCUUUGAAGUGGAGAAGAAACUCGACCAUUAUAUAAAAUACCAACCAGAAGGUGAAGAUUUCGUUGUCGAUGCUGAGGUCAAGGUUCUCCGCCAAGGAUCUCCUCCGUUGGAGAUGUUCUUCUCAUCCUCGCUCGAUGAAUUCGUUUUGGACGACGAAGAUUGUUACGAGAAAGUACUACUCUACGAAUUAUUUGUCGAUGAUGCUGGGAUAGAUGCAUCCAAGGCUCAGGACUUGCUCAAUGACUUGAUUUUGUACGUUUGUGAUAUGACACAACGGUUUGAGCUAAAAUUCACAGGAGUUUUCAAGUUGAUGGUCGAAGUUAGGGUUAAGUGAAACCUGUCAAGCUUAACCAUGCCGGUUCAGAGGAAACCGAAUCCCAAUAACCAAUUGCUACUACGGAGACGAGAAAGCGACGGUGAGACUUGAAAACCAAAUACAAAGGCAGGAGAGGGUUUUGUGUCUUGAAAGAAAAGUAAAGACUAUGUUUUUCCUUUUUUUUUUCUCUCUACCAACAAUUUCUGAUUUUCUCUUUUGAAUUCUAAUAUGUAAUAAUAGUUAAUUCUUCUGUGAAAUACUUAAUUCUGUCGUUAUUAAUUGCACAAAUUAUAUAUAUAUAUAUAUAAAAAAAACGCGCAAUUCUGUGAAAUUAGAGCAAUUAAUACAAAUCCAAGAGCAAGUUGUAUACUAGAGAUCCAAAUAUAUACAAACCAUAAUAUGUUCGAACCCAGAGUAUUAUUACAAGAAAAAUAAUAAACAAAUAAUAGCGAAUUUUAUACUACAAGGCUGGAGAGAAUAAUUCACAUCAGAUCCACACACAAGUCACAACUCGUCGUAAUAAAAAGAAAUUCCAAAUAGCUCAGAA
This is a messenger RNA of Camelina sativa (false flax), 985 nucleotides long. RefSeq lists its product as uncharacterized. The record is from RefSeq and is a predicted model, not a curated record. Lineage: Eukaryota; Viridiplantae; Streptophyta; Magnoliopsida; Brassicales; Brassicaceae.